UUUUUAUAAAAUAUCAGCUUUAUAUCAUUAGGUCUCAUUUUGUAUAAAUUUAAAUUAAAUUAUAAAAGUGAAUCAUAAGUCGUAAAAUGGCGGAGGGAUGGAGGAAUCUUCGAAACUCAAUCAGGCAAAAGACGAGAGCUUCUGAAAUCGAUCGGAAUGUCGGCCCAAUAGCAGUUCCUCCGGAUUACGCGCCUGCCCAUUCCUUCUCUCGUGGCGUCACUGAUAAAAUUGAAAGAACUAUUCCGACUGGAAGAAAUCAAUUCGUUACAUCAGAAAAUUUACGUCAAGUGAUUCAACAAUCUGAUUUUAUGGAAGCGCUGACUACUUUGCAAGAUAUUUCUUCUUCCCAAAUACAGCAAUUCAUGAUAUCCGAGCACUAUUGUCAAAUUGAAGAAUCGGAUAAAGCUUUGAGGUGCAUUGAAGCGUUACAAACAACGAUGACGUCAUAUCCGAGACCUAAUGUCGAUGACGUCAUUAAAUUAGUUGAAACGUUUAUCACUGAUUCGUUUGAUAUUCGUGCAUUGAUUUUACUCUCUUGUUGCCCUAAGUUGUACAAGCUCGAAUCAAACCCGGAUAAGUCAGUUGUUGGGAUUCGAUAUAGCUCAUUACAAUGUGGCAUAAUUAUUACAUCCUUGGUUAAGGAGGGAGGCGGUAUGAAAAAGAUUGCAACAAUUGUUGGUUUGAAAAUUAUUACUGAUAUGUUGAGAGAGUUUCAAUCAGUAUCAACUGCUGAUAAGAAUAAGAAAGCUGUUAACGAAGCGGGUUGCUUGAAUAACGUUGGUUUAAGUCAUAAAGUUAUCGGUGAAUAUGAGCAAGCCAUUGGGUUCUAUAGUGAAGGCAUUUACUUAUUGAAACAAAGGAUCGGUUCCAACGUCCCCAAAUAUCGAGUUCUUUCAGAUUUAUUAAACAACAUGGGUUUGGUUUAUCAUAACCUUGGUGAUUAUUCCAAAGCUGAAUCUCUUUAUAUCAAAUCUCUGAACAUGAGAGAGACAUCUGAAGAUUGGUUCAGUGAUAAGGUAAAACACGAAUGCAUAAAAGGGACUAAAGUAAAUUUGGCUAGUACCCGGAAUCGGAUUUUAUAUCUUGAUUUAAUUGGUAAAUGCAACAACGCGAUUAAAUUAAUUGGCAAAGACAUAAGCUUGUUAAAACAAACAAACUUGUCCAAUUCUCGCAUGUUCGGGGAUCUGUUAUUUAAUCUUGCUUUAUCACAUCAUAAUCUCGAUGACUAUUCCAACGCUGAAUCGUUUUAUUUGAAAUCCCUUGAUGUGUAUGAGAAGGCUAAGGAUUGGCCUAAUGAAAAUGAAAAGCGAGAAAGUAUAGAAAGGGUGAAGAAUAACUUGAAAUUCAUUCGAAGCAAAUUAAAAAAUUGAUUUUAUGUGCUGACACAUUCCAGAUUUCAAGAAUUUCAAUCAAAAAUGUUACAAUUAAUC
Molecule: messenger RNA, 1430 nt
Organism: Styela clava
Lineage: Eukaryota; Metazoa; Chordata; Ascidiacea; Stolidobranchia; Styelidae
Molecular function (GO): protein binding
Source: RefSeq, a predicted model, not a curated record